AUUAACUUUUCGCCUUGAAUCUCAUCUGGAUUCAUGGAGUAUUGGGGAGUGAGCAACCCUUUUCUAACAUAUCCUGCAAGAGCCAGACCUUAAAGAGCUGCCUUGAGCACCACGUUACCGAAGGACUGAAAGACCCUAAAAUCAGAUCCAGAAAUGUCCUUGGUGUGUCUGGCAGAUUUCCAGGCCCUUGCCCGGGAGCGUCUGUCUAAAUCAUCUUGGGAUUAUAUUGAUGGAGGAGCUGGUGACGGCAUCACACGGGAUGACAACGUUGCAGCAUUUAAAAAAAUUCGCCUUCGUCCCCGUUACUUGAAGGACAUGUCCAAGGUGGACAUCAGGACCACAAUCCAAGGGCAGGAGGUCAGCGCCCCCAUUUGCAUCUCACCCACAGGUUUUCACUGCCUGGCCUGGCCUGAUGGAGAAAUGAGCACAGCCAGAGCUGCACAAGCCGCUGAUGUCUGCUACGUCACCAGCACCUAUGCCAGCUGCACCUUGGAGGACAUUGUCACGACCGCCCCCAGAGGCCUACGCUGGUUCCAACUCUACGUGCUGCCCGAUCGGGAGCUAAACAAACAGCUGAUCCGGAGAGUAGAAUCCCUGGGUUUCAAAGCCCUGGUGAUCACGGUGGAUGUCCCCACACUUGGCAACAGGCGACACGACAUUCGGAACCAACUGGACUUGAAGUCAAACUUACUGCUAAAGAAUCUCCGGUCCCCUAAAGAGCAGGGAAACAUAAUGCCUAAUCUCCAAAUGACUCCCAUUGAUCCAUCCAUCUCCUGGAAUGAUCUGUCCUGGUUUCAGAGCAUAACUCAGUUGCCCAUCAUCCUUAAAGGGAUCUUGACCAAAGAGGACGCAGAGUUAGCUGUGAAGCACAAUGUCCAUGGCAUCAUCGUUUCCAACCAUGGUGGAAGGCAGCUUGAUGAGGUUUCUGCUUCUAUCGAUGCCUUGCCAGAAGUGGUGGCUGCCGUGAAGGGACGUGUUGAAGUAUACGUGGAUGGUGGGAUCAGGUCUGGCAACGACGUGCUCAAGGCGCUGGCCCUCGGGGCUAAGUGUGUGUUCGUCGGGAGACCAAUCCUGUGGGGUCUUGCCUGCCAGGGUGAACACGGUGUUGAAGAAGUUCUGAACAUUUUAAAAAAUGAAUUUCGCACUUCCAUGACUCUGACUGGCUGUCGGUCUGUCAGUGAGAUCAAUCGGGACCUGAUCCAGUUCUCCAGGUUGUAAAGUACAAGAGUGAAUAAUUGGACCACUAAGGUUGCCAAUGGAAGAAGAACAAUUCAGCACAGAAGGACACUGUUCUCGCUCACACCCUCUCUCACUCAGUGGCUCAACCCGAAACCCUAAACCACUCUUCCAUGAUGGCUGGGGACCCUAAACCCCUUAACUUUCUCAAUGUGCAUGGUCUCCUACUUUUUUGCUCCACUCUUACCUGAAAUCAUCUGAAACGACCUCAAAAGGGUGGAUCAAUACCAACAAAAAAAUUAAUGGAUCAUAUUUUAGCAUGUCUUGCGUAUCUUUGCCAAAAAGGUGGGGGGGGGGAGAAAUUGGCAAUCUGGACAGGAAAGUGAUUUGCAUAAAUUAUUCCCCAACCAAAAAUUAAAAUACUCUGUCUAUAGAUACCAGGAAAAUAAUACACUUUGGAAUCCAGGCUCUGGAGCUAUACAGGCAUGCUGAUAUUUCGGAUUGCUUCUGAUAAGCUACAUGACUUGGGAAAGUUUUUCAGUCUCCCUGUGGUUCCAUCUCCUUCUCUAGAGAAGUUCUUUCUGCCAGCUGGCUAUCUAGGUUGGGAAAAAAGUGAAGUGAGGUAAUGUGCAUAAAAUCCAGAGUAUAAUGCUUAGUUCUCUGUAGAAAGUCUAUAAAAUAUCAGCCGUUAUUAUUAUUAUUUGGAAACUUCACAUUAAUCUUGGAAGAGCUUGUUAAAAUAUCACCUAUUCUUACCCUUGGCUACUUGCAUAAUGUUUUCUGUUGCACUUUGCAUUUUCCACCAGUAUGCUCCUGAUUAUAAUUAUAAUUACUUACGUGUAUGGCUCUCUUCAUAAAUAAACUAUAUAACCAGUUGAAAAUAAAAAAACUACAUACUCGAUACUGAAAUUGUCAUCUAGCAGCAUAACUCUUGUAGAAGAGUGAAUUAAUAAAGAGCUAGAAAAAUAAAUAUACAUCUACCAGAAUAAAAAAGGCCCUCCCGUUGAUCA
Molecule: messenger RNA, 2186 nt
Organism: Sorex fumeus (smoky shrew)
Lineage: Eukaryota; Metazoa; Chordata; Mammalia; Eulipotyphla; Soricidae
Gene: HAO2
Product: hydroxyacid oxidase 2
Exons: 8
Coding region: 154-1218 (354 amino acids)
Molecular function (GO): oxidoreductase activity; FMN binding
Source: RefSeq, a predicted model, not a curated record